Molecule: messenger RNA, 5485 nt
Organism: Salvelinus sp. IW2-2015
Lineage: Eukaryota; Metazoa; Chordata; Actinopteri; Salmoniformes; Salmonidae
Product: ATP-binding cassette sub-family C member 8-like
Biological process (GO): transmembrane transport; potassium ion transport
Cellular component (GO): membrane
Molecular function (GO): sulfonylurea receptor activity; ABC-type transporter activity; ATP hydrolysis activity
Source: RefSeq, a predicted model, not a curated record
CUGUCUUUGGGACGGAACCGUCUCACAUUCAGCCUUAUGUAUCAUCUUGCAAGGUUGACUCUGAAAUCUUAUUUACAGAGAUAGGAAUAGCAGGUGCAUCGAGGAAGGGCUCCCCUCUAUCUAGUCGGUGUGUGUGUUUUGUGUCCUUUUGUCUGUGUUAUGUGUUCCAGAAGAGCUGUGCAGCGUUUUGCAUGAGAGAGCGAGCAGACAAAGCCGGCCGGCGAGCAGACGCUGGCGUAAAGGAUGUGUGUUGGAGACUGGGGACCAGAAUGUAGGAAUUUAUUACCAGCAAGCUYUCUGCCGACAAAGCUGCUUCUUAGACACCCGGAGAGGAUCGGAGAGGGGGAUGCUGUCUCCCUCUAACUGGACUGUGACUGCCCUUUGUCUGCUCCCACCUCUCUAUCUCCCUCCUUGCCUUCUGGAUCUGGGAGUGAGGAUGUGAGCGACGAGAGGAACAAAGAGAGGAGGUCACAUUCUAACCUUCUAACCUCAAGACCUGCUGCUGGAAAUACAUCUAAAAAGGAACAACAUGCUCUGAGAGAUUCUCUCUCUCAUUUUUUCUCUUUUUUCUCCUCCUCUUCCUCCCUUUCUUCCUCCUCCUGUUCCUGUGUCGGGUUCCUCCGUAGAGUCACGGUUCCACCAUGUCCUUGGCAUUCUGUGGAAACGAGAACAACUCGUUGGCGUACAACGUGGACCGUGGCGUCCUCAACAACGGCUGCUUCCUGGACGCGCUCAACGUGGUGCCGCACAUCUUCUUGCUCUUCAUCACUUUCCCCAUCCUCUUCAUUGGCUGGGGCAGCCAGAGCUCCCAGGUGCACAUCCAUCACAGCACCUGGCUGCACUUCCCUGGUCACAACCUGCGCUGGCUCCUCACCUUCGUCCUCCUCUUUGUCCUGGUCUGUGAGAUUGCUGAGGGCAUCGUCUCCGAUGGGUUCACCCAGUCCCUCCACCUGCACCUGUACAUGCCUGCAGGCCUGGCCUUCAUGGCUGGGAUCACCUCCAUCAUCUACUACCACAACAUAGAGACCUCCAACUUCCCCAAGCUACUGCUAGCUCUACUGUUCUACUGGGUCUUGGCCUUUCUGAUGAAAACCAUCAAGUUCGCCAAGUACACGGAGCACGGCAUCRGCCUGAGACAACUCCGCUACKGCAUCACAGGACUCCUGGCCCUGCUCUACGGACUACUACUGGCUGUGGAGAUCAAUGUCAUACUGGGCAGGCGCUACCUUUGUUUCACUGAGGCUACAGAGGUGAAGCUCCAGGGGACCUGCAGGACCUGGGGGGUGAGGUUCUGCAGCCCUUCGUCACUGCUGUCCAAGGCCACCUAUUGGUGGAUGAACACAUUCAUCACAGCAGCCCACCGCCCCAUCGACCUCAAGGUCAGCAAGCUGCCCAUCGCCAUGCGAGCCCUCACCAACUACCUGAAGCUCCGCAGGCUUUUCGAGAUCGCAGAGAGGCCUCUGGGCUCUAUGCCGCAGGGCCCUAAGUGGAUCUGGAGGGCCCUACGCCAGGCGUUUGGACGGCCCCUCAUCAUCAGCAUCACCUUCCGCUUCCUGGCUGACCUGCUGGGCUUCGCUGGGCCCCUCUGUAUCUCUGGCAUCGUCCAUCACAUCAGCAAGGACAACCGCACCAUACAGCCCCCGAUUAAGCUACUGGGGGUCUACUUUAUCUCCUCUCAAGAGUUCUUGGCGAAUGCCUACGUGCUAGCCGUGCUGCUGUUCUUUGCCCUCAUCCUGCAGAGAACCUUCCUCCAGGCCUCGUAUUAUGUGGCUAUCGAGACCGGCAUCAACUUACGAGGRGCUAUACAGACUAAGAUCUACAAUAAGAUCAUGCGGCUGUGCACCUCUAACAUGUCCAUGGGAGAACUGACCGUAGGACAGAUUUGUAACCUGGUGGCCAUAGAUACCAACCAGCUCAUGUGGUUCUUCUUCCUCUGUCCCAACCUGUGGGCCAUGCCAGUCCAGAUCAUUGUGGGGGUGAUUCUACUCUACUACCUCCUGGGGAUCAGUGCCUUGAUCGGGGCCACAGUCAUCGCUGUCCUGGCCCCUGUCCAGUACUUUGUGGCCACCAAGCUGUCCCAAGCACAGCAGAGCACUCUGGAGUACUCCAGUGAGCGGUUGAAGAAGACCAAUGAGCUGCUGCGGGGCAUCAAGCUGCUGAAGCUGUACGCCUGGGAACACAUCUUCUGUCACAGUGAGGAGACCAGGGGCAAGGAACUCAACAGUCUGCAGGCCUGCCUAUACACGUCCAUAUCUAUAUUCAUGAACGCAGCCAUCCCUAUCGCAGCUGUCCUGACCACGUUUGUGGUCCAUGUGCACAUCUCUGAGGAGGCUGACCUGUCCCCUGCUGURGCCUUCGCCUCCUUGUCCCUGUUCCACAUCCUGGUCACUCCUCUCUUCCUGCUCUCCAGCGUGGUACGGUCCACRGUCAAGGCCCUGGUCAGUGCCCAGAAGCUGAGUGAGUUCUUCAGUAGUGAUGAGAUUGGAGAUGAGCAGGAGCCCAAUGCUACCAUGCCCACGGGCCUAGCAACCUGCAACCUAGCAACUAGCAACCACAAAACCAUUCCCUCCAGCACCAGAAACCACAACAGCAAGUACCAGGCAGUGAUAAGCAGUGGGUAUUUCACCUGGACAGAUGGGACUCCCACCCUGUCUAACAUAAACAUCAAGGUUCCCUUUGGUCAGCUGACUAUGAUCGUGGGCCAGGUGGGUUGUGGGAAAUCGUCCCUGUUGCUGGCAGCUCUGGGAGAGAUGCAGAGAGUCUCUGGGACUGUCACCUGGAACAUUUUGCCCAGCCUGGACUCAGAGGGAAAUGACAGCCCCACAUCAGACAAAGAUGCUGCUGGUGAUGGAGAUAUCCAGAAGAGAGGCUCUGUGGCCUACGCUUCCCAGAAGCCCUGGCUGCUCAAUGCGACGCUAGUGGAGAACAUCACCUUCGAAAUGCCCAUGAUCAAACCCAGGUACCAUGCUGUCAUUGAGGCGUGUUCCCUGCAGCCGGAUAUCGACAUCCUGCCACAGGGAGACCAGACGGAGAUUGGAGAGAGGGGUAUAAUUUUGUCAGGAGGGCCGCAGCGUAUAGGUGUAGCCAGAGCCCUGUACCAACAGACAUCGGUGUUGUUUCAGGAUGACCCGUUCUCAGCGCUGGACAUUCACCUGAGUGACCACCUGAUGCAGGAGGGCAUCCUCAAACUCCUGAGAGAAGAGAAGAGGACUGUGGUGCUGGUCACUCACAAACUACAGUACCUACCACAUGCUGACUGGAUCAUAGCGAUGAAGGACAGCACCAUUCAGACCGAGGGGACUCUGAAAGACAUCCAGAACUCUGAUCCUAAGCUGUUUGAACAGUGGAAGACCCUGAUGCACCGGCAGGACGGGGAGUUUGAGAAGGAGACAGUGGCUGASAGUAUGACGGUGUUGGAGCGUAAGAACCUGCGGAGGGCSAUGUACUCCAAGGAAGCUGCCAASACUGAGGAGGAGCACGAAGAAGAGUCUGUGGAAAGUGAGGAGGAUGACAGCCUGUCCCAGGCCAUGCGUCACCGCACCACCAUCCCCUGGCGCUCCUGUGGGGUCUACCUGUCCUCUGCAGGGCUCCUCCUGCCGCUGCUCCUCCUAUCACAGCUCUUCAAACACACCCUCAUGGUUGCCAUCGACUACUGGCUGGCCCACUGGACCUCCCACGUCAUCACUGCCAAGAUGGACGCCACCGGGAGAAACUGCACCGUCGCUCAGGUCAGGGGAGUGUGGUUCAGCCACUCGUGGUACCUGUCAGUGUUCAGUGUGCUGUGCUGCUUGGGCAUCGUUCUGUGUCUGGUCACCUCUGUGGCCGUAGAGUGGACAGGCCUGAGAGUGGCCAAAGAACUACACCACAACCUGCUCAGCAAGAUCAUACUGGCACCUAUGAGGCUGUUUGAGACCACUCCCCUGGGCAACAUCCUCAACAGGUUCUCCUCUGACACCAACACUAUAGACCAGCACAUCCCUGCCACCCUGGAGUGUCUGAGUCGCUCCACCCUGCUGUGUGUGUCGGCGCUGGGGGUUAUCUCCUAUGUGACCCCUGUGUUCCUCAUUGCCCUGGUGCCCCUGGCCAUCGCCUGCUACUUCAUACAGAAGUACUUCCGGGUUGCCUCCAGGGACCUCCAGCAGUUGGAGGAUAGUACCCAGCUCCCUCUCCUGUCCCACUUCUCAGAGACAGUGGAGGGCCUCACCACCAUCCGGGCAUUCAGGUACGAGUCCAGGUUCACACAGAGGUUAUUGGAGUAUACUGAUGCCAACAACAUCUCCUCUCUCUUCCUCACAGCAGCCAAUCGCUGGCUAGAGGUCCGCAUGGAGUAUGUAGGAGCCUGUGUUGUUCUGAUAGCAGCCGUGGCCUCCAUCAGCAACUCUCUGUACAACCACCUCUCCACUGGCCUGGUGGGACUAGGACUCACCUACGCACUCAUGGUAUCUAACUACCUGAACUGGAUGGUGCGUAACCUGGCAGACAUGGAGGUUCAGCUGGGUUCAGUCAAGAGGAUCAACGGCCUGCUGAAGACUGAGCCUGAGAACUACGAGGGACUGAUGGAGAGAUGGAGAACCGGUGAGAGGGACAGUGAGAGCGAGACGGACCGGACGCCAAUAAGAGAGACAGUGAGAGGAGAGAACAGGGGAGAGAUUCAGAUCCAGAACCUGAGUGUGCGUUACGACACCACCCUGAAACCUGUCCUCAAACAAGUCAAUGCACACAUCAGCCCUGGACAGAAGGUGGGGAUCUGUGGUAGGACAGGAAGUGGRAAGUCUUCUUUCUCCUUGGCCUUCUUCCGCAUGGUCGACAUGUUCGAGGGGCGUAUCAUCAUAGAUGACAUUGACAUCGCCAAGCUGCCUUUGCAGACUCUGAGGUCUAGAUUCUCCAUCAUCCUCCAGGACCCCAUCUUAUUCAGCGGAACCAUCCGGUUUAACCUGGACCAGAGGAUGAAGGCUACAGACGAUAUGCUGUGGGAGGCUCUGGAGAUCGCUCAGCUCAAACCUGUAGUCAAGACUUUACCAGGAGGGACUGACGCCAUGGUGACGGAGGGAGGGGAGAACUUCAGCCAGGGCCAGAGACAGCUCUUCUGUCUGGCCAGAGCCUUCGUCAGGAAGUCUAGCAUCCUCAUCAUGGAUGAAGCCACAGCCUCUAUAGACAUGGCCACGGAGAGCAUCCUGCAAAAGGUGGUGAUGACUGCCUUCGCUGACAGAACAGUGGUUACCAUAGCACAUCGUGUCCACACCAUCCUGAAUGCAGACCUGGUGAUAGUGAUGAAGAGAGGGAUCAUUCUAGAAUACGACAGACCCCAGGCACUGCUGGAGAAAGAGGACAGCGUCUUUGCCGCAUUCGUCAAGGCAGACAAGUGACCAAUGAGGAAGAGGGAGGAAAUUCAAAGUGCAUUUGAAGAGCUUAUUUCCAAAACGCUAUAUCUACCAACUUUUAACAUUUGUGUUUUUUCAUCAGAAAUGAUUGCCUAUGUGUAUAU